Messenger RNA from Funneliformis geosporum, 1307 nucleotides. Lineage: Eukaryota; Fungi; Glomeromycota; Glomeromycetes; Glomerales; Glomeraceae. The record is from the annotation of a GenBank genome assembly.
AUGCCGAUCAGUUUGGCAUCAGAGCCGACACGAGAAGAAACACGACAAUUUGUAAAUACGUUGUUCUCUCCACGUGCUGGUUAUCUCUCUCAGCAUUGUUCAAAUCUCAAAACGAGGGCUGAUCUUGAGCCUGAAUGUCCGCCUUGCUUCAACUGCCACCUUCCCGUUUUCCAAUGUUCUCACUUUGCUAAUUGUAGUGAUUUUGACGGAAAAUGUCUCUGUCCACCUGGAUUUGGUGGUGAGGAUUGUUCAGAGGCUGUUUGUAAUUCUUUGGCAGAUGGACCAAAUCGUCGUCCGCGUGAAAAGGAUCAAGUAUGCGAAUGUUCUGAAGGCUGGGAAGGAAUAAAUUGCAAUGUUUGUAAAACUAAUUCGGCUUGCGAUCCACUUGUACCCACUGGACAAAAUGGAACUUGUUAUAAAGGAGGAUUGACUGUUUACGAGAAUUUUCAAAUGUGUGAUGUAAAAAAUAAGAAAAUUCUUGAUAUGCUUCCCGAUCAACCUCCUCAAGUCACUUUUUCUUGUCACCGCAAGAAAGAAACGUGUGAUUUUCAAUUUUGGAUUAAUCAAACAGAAUCAUUCUUUUGUCAUCUUGAUGAAUGUUCAUUCGAUCAAGAAAUAACUUAUGAUCAAAAUAUAACUCAAUAUAAUUGUCAACAGAUAAAGUGUAAAUGUAAAGUUGGAGAAAUGUUGUGUGGAAAGGAUGGUAGUAUUGACCUUACUGAAUGGCUAGAUGAAGAAAUAAAGGGACCCGCAGAAUUUAAAUGCUAUAAUCCUGAUGAUUGUCGUUUUUCUGAACCUGCUAUGAAUGAACUUAUUUUGCAAAUCUUUGGUGAUGGUUAUAUUUCUUUAGAUUGUAAAAGUGGCGAAUGUCUUCAUUAUACCGAAGUUCCUGGAUUCGAAAGGCCACGUCAGCCAAAUAAUAGAAAUACGAUAAUAGUAUCUUUGAUAGCGGUGCUUACAUUUGUUGCUGGUAUUUUCGGAGCUGUAUUUUAUUUGUCUCGUAAUUGGAUAACUCCGACGUCUAUUACUCUCCCUGAUGAUGAGAAUUCUAAACUCAUGGCUAAUCAUAUACCAGCAACAUUGCUUUUCCGAGAUAUUAGUUAUUUUGUUGGCGAUAAAUCAGUUCUCCAUUCAAUACAUGGAGUAGUCAAACCGGGAGAAGUUAUGGCAAUAAUGGGUGGAUCUGGUGCUGGUAAAACAAGUUUCUUAGACAUUUUGGCACGAAAGAAUAAAGCUGGUAGGGUUAAAGGAGAAAUAUUGGUUAAUGGACGUAUUGUAGGAGAUGUCGAGUUCAAAAAUGUGGUUGG